This is a messenger RNA of Protobothrops mucrosquamatus (brown spotted pit viper), 3221 nucleotides long. RefSeq names its product ATP binding cassette subfamily C member 5 (gene ABCC5). Gene Ontology annotation, cellular component: membrane. The record is from RefSeq and is a predicted model, not a curated record. NCBI's taxonomy places the organism in Eukaryota, Metazoa, Chordata, Lepidosauria, Squamata, Viperidae. The coding region runs from base 1 to 3132 and encodes 1043 amino acids. Gene Ontology annotation, biological process: transmembrane transport. The transcript is spliced from 21 exons. Gene Ontology annotation, molecular function: ATP binding; ABC-type transporter activity; ATP hydrolysis activity.
AUGCACGCGUUUAUGGUGAAACAGCUCCUCGAAUACACUCAGCAAACGGAACCCAACCUGCAAUACAGCCUGUUGUUACUUUUUGGCCUCUUAAUAACGGAAAUUGUGCGUUCCUGGUCUUUGGCGCUAACAUGGGCUUUAAACUAUCGCACUGGGGUCAGGCUGCGUGGAGCUAUCCUUACAAUGGCUUUCAAGAAAAUACUCCGACUGAAAAAUAUCAAGGAGAAAUCUUUGGGCGAGAUGUUUGCAUCCCGGUUUACAGCUUAUUUCAGACGGAAAUGCGUGGCUAUAACUGAUGAACGCGUCCAGAAAAUGAAUGAAGUGCUGAACUAUGUUAAAUUCAUCAAAAUGUAUGCUUGGGUGAAAGCUUUCUCUCAGACCGUUCAAAAAAUCAGAGAGGAAGAACGCAAAAUCCUGGAGCGUGCAGGAUACUUCCAGAGUAUCACUGUGGGAGUGGCACCCAUCGUUGUAGUGAUAGCUAGUGUGGUGACUUUCUCUGUUCAUAUGAUCUUUGGCUAUGAUCUCACAGCAGCCCAGGCUUUUACGGUGGUGACAGUAUUCAACUCCAUGACUUUUGCUUUGAAAGUCACCCCGUUUUCCGUGAAGUCUUUGUCUGAAGCUUCCGUUGCGGCUGACAGAUUUAAAAGCUCACCCAAGAUGACCCCUAAAAUGAAAAAGGGCAAGACAGCCACGAACAGGAAAGACAAGAAGAAACAGCAGCAACACGAGGGACGGCAGACCAUGCUCACUGAGCAGAAGGGCCAUCUUCUGGUGGAUAGCGAUGACCCCCCCAGCCCUGAGGAGGAGAACCAGCGCAUCCAGCUUGCGAACGUCCGGCUGCAGAAGGUCCUUUACAACAUUGACCUGGAAAUUGAGAAGAUGACUUUAUUGGAAGGCAGCAUUUCCGUGGACGGGACCUUUGCUUAUGUGGCCCAGCAGGCCUGGAUUCUCAACGCCACGCUGAGAGACAACAUCCUUUUCGGAAAGGAGUUUGAAGAAGAAAGGUUGGUUUGCUGGAGUUUCGUGAACUUUUCUCUUGUGAUGCAGAUUGGUGAGCGGGGCGCGAACUUGAGUGGGGGGCAGCGCCAACGGAUCAGCCUUGCCCGUGCGCUGUACAGCGACAAGAGCAUUUUCAUCCUCGAUGACCCGUUGAGUGCCUUGGAUGCCCACGUUGGAAACCACAUCUUCAACAGUGCAAUCCGGAAGCACCUGAGGACCAAAACAGUUGUGUUCAUCACACACCAGCUCCAGUAUCUUGUGGAUUGCGAUGAAGUGAUUUUCGUGAAGGAAGGCUGCAUCACUGAGAGAGGAAGCCAUGAAGACUUGAUGAAUCUGAAUGGCGACUAUGCAGCCAUUUUCAAUAGCUUGCAGCUGGGAGAAACACCACACAUUGAGGUUAACUUAAAGAAGACCGCAAACAGUUCGUUGAAAAGACUCCCGGAGAAAGGCGCCAAAACGGGAUCCGUGAAGAAAGAGAAAGUAGUCAAGAAGGAAGAAGUUCAGCUCAUGCAGGUGGAAGAGAAAGGCAAAGGGUCUGUCCCCUGGUCGGUUUAUUGGGUCUACAUCCAAGCAGCUGGAGGCCCGGUGGCUUUCCUGACCAUCAUGGCGCUCUUCGUACUGAACGUGGGCAGCACGGCCUUCAGCAACUGGUGGCUGAGCUACUGGAUCAAGCAAGGCAGCGGGAACACGACUGUGACGUUGGGGAAUGAAACCAUGGUGAGCAACAGUAUGAAGGAUAACCCUCACAUGCGUUACUAUGCCGGCAUUUAUGCACUCUCCAUGGGAGUCAUGCUGAUUCUGAAGGCCGUUCGUGGUGUUGCCUUUGUCAAGGGGACAUUGCGGGCCUCCUCCAGGCUGCACGACGAACUCUUCCGACGGAUCCUCCGUAGCCCAAUGAAGUUUUUCGACACCACACCUGCGGGGCGGAUUCUCAAUCGGUUCUCCAAAGAUAUGGAUGAAGUUGAUGUCCGCCUGCCUUUUCAAGCUGAAAUGUUCAUACAGAAUGUCAUCCUGGUGUUCUUCUGCGUGGGAGUGAUCUCUGGCGUCUUUCCAUGGUUCCUAAUGGCAGUGGGUCCCCUCGUGGUUCUUUUCACCAUUCUUCAUGUUGUGUCUAGAGUGUUCAUUCGGGAGUUGAAACGACUGGACAACAUUACGCAGUCUCCAUUUAUUUCUCACAUCACUUCAAGCAUUCAAGGUCUCUCCACCAUCCACGCCUACAAUAAAGGAGAGGAAUUCCUAUACAAAUAUCAGCAACUGCUGGAUGAUAAUCAGGCGCCAUUCUUCUUGUUCAGCUGUGCGAUGCGCUGGCUGGCUGUGAGACUGGAUAUUGUCAGCAUCGCCCUCAUUAUAACCACUGGCUUAAUGAUCAUCUUAAUGCACGGCCAAAUCCCACCCGCGUACGCUGGGCUCGCCAUCUCCUAUGCGGUUCAGUUAACGGGACUGUUCCAGUUUACGGUCAGGUUGGCUUCGGAGACGGAGGCACGCUUUACAUCUGUGGAGAGAAUUGACCACUACAUCAAGACUCUUUCCCUGGAGGCCCCGGCUCGCAUCAAGAAUAAGGCCCCCCUUCCAGACUGGCCCCACGAAGGAGAAAUCCGCUUUGAAAAUGCCGAAAUGCGUUAUCGUGAGAACCUGCCGCUUGUCCUCAAAAAAGUCUGCUUCACCAUUAAACCCAAGGAGAAGAUCGGAAUUGUGGGGAGGACCGGCUCAGGAAAAUCCUCCUUAGGGAUGGCUCUCUUUCGCCUGGUGGAGCUCUCGGGGGGCUGCAUUAAAAUUGACGGAGUGAAAAUCAGCGACAUUGGCUUGGCAGAUCUUCGGAGCAAGCUUUCCAUAAUCCCCCAGGAGCCCGUCCUCUUCAGUGGCACUAUCUUAAUCCUGGAUGAAGCGACGGCCGCUAUGGACACCGAGACCGAUUUACUGAUCCAAGAGACGAUCAGAGAAGCCUUUGCAGACUGCACCAUGCUGACAAUCGCUCAUCGUCUGCAUACAGUUCUGGGCUCUGACCGGAUUAUGGUACUGGUGCAAGGACAGGUGACGGAAUUUGACACGCCGUCGGCGCUUCUGUCCAAUGAAAAUUCCCGCUUCUCUGCCAUGUUUGCCGCUGUGGAAAACAAGGUUGCCGUCAAGGGCUAAAAAAAAUUCAGGGCAAAGUCACUUUAAUAAGACGGAGCGUUAAUCCUCCUCUGCCCGUGGCAGGGACGUUCCUCCCCUCCAUUUUUUUC